CGGGAAGAAGGCGUCGAAAAGUGCCAUUCGAUUUCUAUCGGUUGUGUGGUCCGCAAAGGCCGCAUUCUGUAGGGUAUUCAAACACAGCAACUUGCCGGCAAGCAUCCAACUCCUCGCGCUGCAACACAUCCCUCAAAUACUUAAUUCUGUCACGACAACUGUAUGGACCUGCCUUGUUGUCUAAGACACUGGCGCAUUCCUCACGAUGAAAACAACGUACGGGAUCAAAAGCAGAAAAAUCAUCGUCGUCAACGCUGUGGGGAUCAUCGUCGUCGUCAUCAAAGCCAUCAUCAUCACCGUAAACAUCAAAACCUUCGUGCGGAUCGAAAUCGAAAGAGUCGGCAUCGUCGUCAACAUAGAGAUCAAGACCAGCGUCACCGUAAUCGUUAACUUCAACUUUGUCAACUGCGUCAUCACCUCCCACAAUUUGUUCAGAUUCAUCUUCAUUGCCAAGUACGGGAUUGGUAACUGGAGGACGAGUCGAUGCAUACCACAAAGAAUUACUCUUGGAAUGCCCGUUUCCACCAGCAUGUUUGUACGCACUUCCAGGAAUUUGCAAAAUCCCGUCGAUCGCUUCUUGGACGCGACCAAUUGUAGCCUGAAUGGCAUGUAGCUGAACGGACCAUCCCUCAGAGACACAAGCCGCAUCGCAAGAUUCCAUGAGUGGUUGAACUAUCUCCCUUGCCCAUUGGACACUAUCUCUAGCCUCAGAAAUCGCUGUGAGGGGCAUUAGCUGGAUACCAUAAAUUAGGUAAGGAGCAUUUCCGAACCAGGUAGUGAAUUCGGCAAAUGUUUCCCAAAAAAUACCAACGACGCUUGCUCCGUAACUUUCUGAAAUCCGUGAUUUCUGCUGAACUUGGUAGUAAUGCUGCGUGGACCGUAUUUCUGUAGCGGUCAGAGUCAAUCCAAUUUUGUGCAUCAUAUUUGCAGUGUGCGCCUGUUCGGUAUCUCCUGCAUGAUGGAAAAUGGUAGCCAUUGUUUUUCCAAAGAGUGCAAUGGCUUCGUAUGCCAUGACAGCUUCACUCGAAGAUUCUUGAUUCAUGAUAUUGCCAAACAUUGGUUCAGUUAGUCCACUUGCCCAGGAAUGACCUCUGUACCAAUCCUUGUUUCUGAAAACCGGGAAUGCCGUAUCUUCCUCUGAUGCGUUUGCGUAAUCUCGCACUAACAAGGUGACAUCUUCAUAGUGAUCAAUAGCCCAAGAAGAAUCAAAAUGAGCCAAGACUGCAGCAGCAUAAACGUGAUAUCCAUAAUGAAAGUGGUGAUCGUUGUAAAACCCAUUCCCGAAAUUCAAGCCUUGAUCCGUGAAAGCAGGACAAUCAGGGAAUUGGUUAACACAUUUUUCGUUUUGAUAUAUACACCCACAACUGAUAAGUCCACCCCAAGCAUUGUCGUAUACAAACGGCGUUUCCGAGUUGGUCUUGACCCAAACAGUGACUCCUGCGCGCAACUGGUUCAAGGCAUUUUCAUCUUCUUCGUCACUUGGUAAAACCAAGCCAUCGCAUGCAUCCCAAUAUUGACUAUUUCGAAAUUGAAGUGCAGAUGUACACAUCAUCUUUAUCUCUUCGUUAAUCAAAAGAAUCCGAGCUAACUUUGCAAAGGUUUUUCCAGAGAAAUAUGUGUCUCCCGCUCCCGAAAAAAAGUUGGAUGGAACUUGAUAACGAAUAUCUUCCAAGAGUGCUUCUGCCAGCAAAGGAACAUAUUUUGGUUCUGGAUAGCGUUCUGCUUGGAAAGAAACCCCUGGAAGUUCUUCGUACAUGUUCCAAACAUUGCCCUCCACCAAACAGAUGGGUCCCAGCAGAGAAGAAGUGCAAAGAGUUUGGAAUACAUUGCCCUGCAAGACUUCUAGGUGAUGAGGCAAGGCAAACAUGAUCAUUUCACCAUAAGUGUCUCUGAUGUCUGUUGACUCUUCACCGACAACAACACUAUUUUCGAGACGCAUCUUUCGAGGAUCCCAGUUAAACGAUAUUCUAGCUUUUCUCUUGUGCUUGUGGAAAGAAUGUGUGACGGCGGUUUGAUCUCCUGGAUAGACAUUCGCCGAGGCUCGUAGUUGGUUGGCAUACAUGUCGCUGAAGGCUUCGGCGUCACUGGCUGGGUUAGAACUUUCGAUGACCACUGCUCCACGAAUGACCAACGUAUGAUCAUCAUAGAAAUCUUGACCUUUCAAAACCUGAAGGAUUGUAGGGCUUCCCUGCGAGUUCUUACAUUGUAGUUGAACUGGUUUUGAGAAGAAAAUCAACCAGCGCUGCCCGCUGUUCAGAAAGGCAAGCUCAAUAUCUCGUUGGACCGUGAACACCGGUUCCGAUUCACAAUUCACCUUUCGAUUUCCGUCUACAAUGGGUAGUUCUGAAGUAUCCAACCUCCAAUGCAUGGUUGGCAAAAAUCCCUGGGUCGUAGCGUGAUCCACCAUGUUAUAGAUCAUAGUGACAUACGGAGAUCCGCGAACCAAAGUAGUUUUCAUGAACGAAUUCCAUUGCAGCGUGAGUCCCAAGUCAUUUGCUUCGUGAACCGAAUAUCCCUUAUCUAAUUCGGUGGUCAUCAAAUCGUUAUUGACGUCGCUCAUGGCUCCGAGGGUCAAAGCGUAUGGUUCAUCGGUAGCGAUUCGCAUCUGUGUUGGUGUCGCCUCGAAACGGGUCGCAUGAAGACGUAUACCGGCAAAAUCCCCUGCGGCAUCAAGUACAUACGGGACGGUGUACACACGAUGAGCUGCUGUUGGUUCCUCGUUAACGUCCAAUCGCAACAUGUUUUGGUACCAUGCAUUCGUCGGAACAGCCCUCUUCAAAUGACUGAGACGGGCGCUAGGAGAAGAACUGGAAGGUCGAUCGAAUCCAAAACGAUCCAAAUCCUCUGUCGGGUCAAAAGUGGAGAACGGUGGGAUGAUGACAUCGUCAUUAGCAAAGGCGUUUUUGCUAUUACUAAGGUGAACAAAGCCAAGAUUACCUGCUCCACCGCCUUCACCACGGAUUGGAAAUCUCGAACCGACACCAUUUUUUCUCAUCUCGUUUGUACUAGAUAUCGUAGAGGACUCACUCGUCCUCUUUGUUACCAGGAGUGUGAAAAAGGCUACAAUCAGCGUGAGACCAAUGAUGAGAUACAACACAAGGAGUCUCUCUCUGCGACGAAUGGAAUCCAGUACACAAUAAUUAUAGGAGCAACCC
Molecule: messenger RNA, 3155 nt
Organism: Pseudo-nitzschia multistriata
Lineage: Eukaryota; Bacillariophyta; Bacillariophyceae; Bacillariales; Bacillariaceae
Source: the annotation of a GenBank genome assembly